GCCGUCAAAGUCCGACCACACUGAAGAAGUCUAUGUAUGAGAGAGAGAUAUUGGGAGGAUACAAUCCACAGUCUUGGUCUGCCUAGCUGACCCCAUUUCUGCUCUCCUUCCAUUUUCUUUUCCUCCAUAAUCUUUUUGAUUAAUCCAUAUUUCAAGAUUUCAAGGAGAAUUCAGCAGAAUUACGAGAUGAAGAACCUUUGCAUGAAUUGCUUCUCUUCAGCUUCACCAACGGAUAUAAGCAGGCAAGAAGAAAGAAAUCAAGAAAAUUUCCGCGUGUUCUCUUACAACGAACUGAAAUCGGCCACCGGCUGCUUCCAUUCCUCGAGCAAGAUCGGAGAAGGCGGCUUCGGCUGUGUCUACAAGGGCCGGCUCCGAGAUGGCUCGCUCGUGGCUGUGAAAGUGCUUUCAAUUGAACUUGAAUCGAUGCGAGGCGAGAGAGAGUUCAUAUCUGAAAUAGCUACCCUCUGCAAUAUCCAACACGAAAAUCUUGUCACCUUCAGAGGAUGUUGCGUUGAUGGGGCUAAAAGAUUUAUAGUCUACGAUUACAUGGAAAACAAUAGCCUUGCACACACCUUUCUUGGGGCAGAGCAAAACAGGUUGAGAUUUAGUUGGGAAGCAAGGCGGAAUGUUUCGGUAGGUGUGGCUCGCGCGCUCGCCUAUCUUCUUGACGAGGUUGAACCCCGCAUUAUCCACAGAGAUAUCAAAGCCAGCAAUAUACUUCUUGACAGAAACUUCACCCCAAAGGUUUCGGAUUUCGGUCUGGCAAAGCUACUUAUAGACAGCAGUUCCCAUGUCAGCACUCGUGUUGCCGGGACAUUAGGCUAUCUUGCUCCAGAAUAUGCCGUCAGCGGACAUUUGACACGAAAAUCAGAUGUUUAUAGCUUCGGAGUACUACUGUUAGAAAUUGUCAGCGGGCGGCCGGUGGUGGAUUUUGGCCUUGACUACAGGGAACAGUACCUAGUUCAGAAGGCAUGGCAAGCCUACGAGGCUAAUGACCUUGUAAGAUUAGUGGAUCCUACACUUGAUAAGAACUUCCCGGAGACAGAAGCCGUCCGGUUCUUAAAGGUGGGUCUACUUUGCGUGCAAGAAACUGCAAAGCACCGGCCAGGAAUGUCGGCGGUCGUGGGGAUGUUGGUUAAUGACGAUAUCAGAGAUGUUCAGAUUUCACCACCCGGGCUUGUUGCUGAUUUCAUGAAUAUCAGAUUGCCCCAAUCGCAUUUAUCAACCGGGUCAAGUUCCACUUUUGGGAUAUCCAUGGUGGGUUCAGUCAAUCUUGGCCGUUGAUCCAACCAAAUUUUUAACGGGCAGGGUACGUAAAAGAGUCCAGCACUUAAAUAGAAGAGAAGAAAAUGGAGCUAUGUUUUGACCGCUUGAAAUUACGUGUGAUUUACGUACGUUCAAAGGAGACCAGUCUUCUAAUUCCAUUGCACAUUCGCAAAUAAGAAGAUUGCACAAAACUUUAACUUAAUUUGUUCUUGAUCAUGUGGAUCCUGUUCUUAAGUUUUAUUUUUUAUUUUUUAUUUUCUAAUG
This is a messenger RNA of Alnus glutinosa, 1530 nucleotides long. RefSeq names its product putative serine/threonine-protein kinase. Gene Ontology annotation, molecular function: protein kinase activity; ATP binding. Gene Ontology annotation, biological process: protein phosphorylation. Bases 187 to 1284 code for a protein of 365 amino acids. NCBI's taxonomy places the organism in Eukaryota, Viridiplantae, Streptophyta, Magnoliopsida, Fagales, Betulaceae. The transcript has 6 exons. The record is from RefSeq and is a predicted model, not a curated record.